Molecule: messenger RNA, 8582 nt
Organism: Cuculus canorus (common cuckoo)
Lineage: Eukaryota; Metazoa; Chordata; Aves; Cuculiformes; Cuculidae
Gene: IL6ST
Product: interleukin 6 cytokine family signal transducer
Exons: 16
Coding region: 164-2926 (920 amino acids)
Biological process (GO): cytokine-mediated signaling pathway
Cellular component (GO): signaling receptor complex; membrane; external side of plasma membrane
Molecular function (GO): cytokine binding; cytokine receptor activity
Source: RefSeq, a predicted model, not a curated record
GGGCCGCUCUGUGGCGCGGGGGCUGGGAAUGCCGGCGGGCUUCGUUAAUAGAGGUGCUGGAGCCUCAAGAGACUCGUGAGGCUUCUGGGGCUUUCCAGCCCUCGGCCAGCAGGUCCACGGAGGUGAUUCUGCCCCUGCACUCGGCACCGGAAUUCUGUGCAGCAUGUUUGGAACCCAUCCACCCAGGUGGAACUGGGUGACCUAUGGCUUAUAUCUGAUUUUGAAUGUUUGUUGUCUUAAAGUUUCAGGUGGACUUGUACAGUCAUGUGGCUACAUCAUCCCGGAGUCUCCUGUGUUGGCCCUUGGUUCCAAUUUCACAGCAUUAUGCAUUUUGAAUGAGAGUUGUCUUGACUUUGGCAAUAUCUAUGCUAAUCAAAUUAUCUGGAAAGUUAAAAAUAGAGUGGUACCUAAAGAACAGUAUCGUGAAAUAAACAGAACAGUUUCCAGUGUCACCUUUAACGUCACUUCUUCACUAGCUCCUUUUCUGACAUGCAACAUUUUAGCAGAUGGACAGAUUGAGCAGAACAUUUAUGGAAUUACAGUCACAGUAGGCUUGCCCCCAGAGAAGCCCAAGAACUUAAGUUGCAUUGUGCAUCAGGUGCCAGAACUCACAUAUCCUAUGACUUGUACCUGGGAUCCUGGAAGGCCUACAUUCCUGGACACUCACUUUAGGUUGAAAUACAGAUGGCCACAAGAGAACUUUCCUGACUGUAUACCAGAAGAAGUAAACGAUUCUUGUACAAUUAGAGACGUUCAGUUCUUUGUUAACCUGGAGGUCUGGGUAGAAGCCACAAAUGCUCUUGGGAAGGCUGAAUCUGAUCCUCUUGUUUUUGAUCCCAUAGAGAUUGUUAAACCGCUGCCUCCACACAACUUGUCAGUCAACUCAGGAAUACUGCCUACCGUUCUGAAGCUUUCCUGGGAGAACCGGAUUUCAGCAGCUGUGAUGAAGCUGAAAUUCAAUAUUCGCUAUAGCAUCGUUGGUGAUGCCAACUGGAUGCAGGUUCCUCCUGAAGAUACAGCUUCACCAAGAACUUCAUUCAGCAUUCAAGGGCUCAGACCCUACACAGAGUAUGUCUUUUCAAUUCGUUGCAUGAAGGAAGAUGGAGUGGGCUACUGGAGUGAGUGGAGUGAAAACAAAACCGGGGUCACCACUGAAGAUAAACCAUCUAAAGGACCAUCCAUAUGGAGGAUCAUUGAUGCAUCUUGCUCACCAGCUUCCUGGACUGUGCAUCUGAUGUGGAAGGCGCUGGAGCCAUUUGAAGCCAAUGGAGUAUUACUGCAGUAUGAAGUGACCAUAAGAGCUAAAUCACCUGUCCCCAGACCACCAGAGAAAUACAGCGUUAAUACUACCAAUCUUACAUUAAAGCUGCCAAAUGGAACUUAUGAAGUAACUGUGAUUGCCCGUAACAGAGUUGGAGCAUCCCCUCCAUCAGUUUUACUUAUCCCAGCAAGUAAUUCAAAAGCUCCUGUGAAGAAUGUUAGAACGUUACCUAAAGAUGGCAAGUUGUGGGUAGGGUGGACUCCUCCUAACAGUUACGUUGUUAAAUAUGUGAUCGAAUGGUGUCUGGUAUCGAACAGCUCAGACUGCAUUAUAGAAUGGCAGAAUGAACCAGGAAAUGUUCAAGGAACAUACUUAAAAGGUGAUAUAAAGCCAUUCAAGUGUUACCUGAUAACUGUGUACCCUCUGUAUGCUGAUGGCCAGGGAAGUGGACAGUCUGUGAAGGCUUACCUCCAGCAGGAUCGUCCUUCAAAAGGACCGACUAUUCAGACAAAAAAAGUAGGAAAAGCUGAAGCUGUUUUGACAUGGAACCACCUCACAGUGGAUGAACAAAAUGGAUUUAUCAGAAGUUACACCAUAUUUUACAAAACUAUUGAUGGAAAUGAAACAGCUGUGACAGUGGAUCCUUCCAAGACAGAGUAUACCCUUUCUUCUCUCACCAGUGACACACUGUAUACUGUGCGAAUGAUGGCAUACACAGAUGAAGGAGGCAGGAGUGGUCCUGACUUUACGUUUACUACACAAAAAUUUGGAAAAGGAGAAAUUGAAGCCAUAGUUGUACCCGUGUGUCUAGCAUUCUUGUUAAUUGUGCUCCUUGGAGUUUUGUUUUGCUUCAACAAACGUGACUUAAUUAAAAAGCACAUCUGGCCUAUUGUCCCUGAUCCAUCCAAAAGUAACAUUGCUCAGUGGUCUCCUCAAGUUCCAGCUAAGCAUAACUUUAGUUCCAAAGAUCAGAUGUACCCAGAAGGCAGCUUUACAGAUGUAAGCGUCGUAGAAAUAGAAGCUGAUGACAAGAAGUCUUUUUCGGAACAAGAUCUAAAGCCCUUUGACUUACUUAAAAAGGAAAAAAGUACUUCAGAAGGGCACAGCAGUGGUAUUGGAGGAUCCUCGUGCAUGUCUUCUCCUAGGCAAAGUGUCUCUGACAGCGAUGAAGGUGAAACUACACAAAACACUUCAAGCACUGUACAGUAUUCAACUGUAGUACUUAAUGGCUAUAGAGACCAAACACCUGUUCAAGUCUUUUCAAGGUCUGAGUCAACUCAGCCACUGCUGGAUUCAGAAGAGAGAUCAGAGGAUCACACUGGAGGAGGUGACAGUACAACACAGAGGCAGCAGUAUUUCAAACAAAAUGGUGGUCAGGAUGAAACCAAUGGAGACAGGCCAUGCUUUGAAAGAACAAAGCCUGCUAAUGAAGGGGAUCUUGUUGGAUUUGCACAGCUGCAGAUCUCAGGUCGUAGUUCACAGCUGGUGGGCCUUGGGCUGGAAGAAAAUACCCAGGAAGCUGCUCUAUCAGAUACUUUAGCGACAUGUACUGAGGGACAAACUGUGAGACCUGAAACAGUGGACAAAAAUCCACAGUCAAUUGAUGAAAUGCCAAAAAGUUACCUCCCACAGACUGUGAGGCAAGGGGGCUAUAUGCCUCAGUGAGAGGAGAGACUGGCUUUGCUAAGGCCUUCAUUAGUGUCUGUUCACACUUUAUCCUGCAUUUCUGAUAAAUUAAGCUAGGUAUUUUUAUCUGAAUACAGAUAGAAAUACUGAAAUUAAGUGAAAAGUAAUUUGACGAAGUACAGUAAGGACUGUGUUUUUGAGGAAGAUUUGCAGUCCAGACCUACUGGAGACUGACUUUUAUGCACUACAUAAUCUUCAUGGGGAUAGCUGAACAAGCCUUUUGUGCCGCUUUGGGUUUUUGUUUCUUGUCGUAUCAGACUUUCACAUGAUUGAAAAUAGGAAGUUUCAAUUAAUCACAUCAGCCAAUAGACCUCCUAGAAGAAAUACUUCGAUUUGUGACAGUGUACAAGCCUAAAAAAAGCUAGCUUUAGUUGCUUGAAGCGUCUUUGUGCAAAAGUUAAGACUGAAGCAUACUGUUCUAAUGUGGAAGAACUCUUCUGUCUCAUACGCUUCAGUAACUCGAUAGACUCUGAAUUUUGACAUGGCCCGGUGUCUCCAUUUCCAGCUUACCAGACAUGGCAAAUUAUGUUCACCCUUGUUUAAAAGUCAUAAAAAACAAGUAAAACUUCUUAUGGUGUGCAAAUAAGAAAGCACCAUGAUUGCUUGACUCUGAAUGCUACUAUAGUAAUUGAUAUUCUGCCUAUGUGUAGAUAUGCGUGCAUAUAAACUGCAGAAUAAUUUGGCUUUAAAAUGUGCCUUGCAACUUGAUGCAUGGCAGUUCAGUGUUAUGUUCAAAAGUUUAAAAAUCGAGAUGAAAACACAGAUUAACAGUUGCUUAAAGAUUUUGUACCCAAAUCACUGUCUGAUUGUACCAUACCUCUUUGAUCAUAAAAAUUGCCUUUGUUUUUUAAGUGCACCCGUGCUGUAUACACAGUUUGAGAGGCAAGUAAUGAGCUCUGAGUUUUUACUAUUCUUCUAAACUCUCAGGAGAAAGGGAAUAUGACCUUCUCCCUGAUUGACUACAACAAUUAAUGUGUUAUAAACCUCACUGCCAGUGCUGCAGGGCCUCUUUGGAACUGAAAGCAGCGAAAAGACAAAGUAUUGAAGUUACUGAAGCUCUUGGAAGGAAAACCAAAACCUGUAUAUUCAGAUACAGAGUUAUUGGUAGUAUGUGUCUAUUAGCAAUCAUGAGGCACAAAUAACACCUGUGUGGUUGCUAAAAUUCUUUACUUUUUUCUGUCUUAUUUUUCCCCUUUUCAUACAGUUUGCGUUUUAUUGAAGAAGAUCUAUUUCUUGGAGACUGUCUCUAACAGGGUUGUAAGGAAAAAAUCACCGUAAAACCCUUCUCCAAUGAUAACUAGAAAUUUUAUGGCACUGUUGUAGAUUUUUUUUUUUUUAAAACUGUCACUUAAUCUAAUCAGCUGCCUAAUCUGACACUAAUAAAACCAUAAAUCAAAACACUAAAUAUUGUGCUGUGAGAGCAAGCAAGGGAUUUAUAUCUCCUUCAGCAAAAGAACUAUGUAUUUAAGACCACCUGAAACCUUUUGUGCUGUGACCUCUGGUGCCACUGUUCUGCAAAAGAAAUUUGUAAAGGCCCUGGAAAAGCAUGUGUCAGUAUUGUCCUUAUCUGACAACUUGCAUGGAAGGACAGGUAUGCAUGUAAAUGUUCACUUGUGUCUUCUGCCUUCAUUACAAAGAAAUUGAAUGCUGGAGUAAAUUCAUAAGAUUACCUCUUGAAGUUUGGGUUAUUUAAAACAGAUCCAGAAUGCAGAAUCUUUAACAUUUCAGUAUUCCACAGUUCCUUUCUUCCAACAGUAAUUUUUGUAUCUGGAGAUUUUUGUUAAACCAAAAGGCUAUGUUUCAGUUUAUGGUAACUACACCUUUCUUCAAACCAGUCUUGUUUUUCUCCCAACUUCACCUCAGCACCUUCUGUGUCCCAGAAGGGUGCAUGCCAAAUGAUAGCUAUGCUAUCAUAAAACAGCAGUGACUGCAUUUUGUUUGUUCAGAGGCUGAAGGAGCAUUCAUUUGUCAGAACACAUUCCUCUUGGAAGGUAAUAGCAGUUACUUUACUGGGGAGUGGAUUGCCUUCUCUAUGCAAAUUUCAUAGUGGCUGUGGAAGCCACAAGUGAAGGGAAAUUCUGUGCUGACCAGUGUCUAUUAGAACUUGCCUUGCAGCCACAUCCAUCUAAUCUACCUUCUGCCCAUCUCUGAAAUACUGUGGGCUGCUACCUGGCUACUUAGUCCAACCAUUGCUCCCAAGGCCUGGAUGUUUUCAAAAACAUGCUAAUUACUUUUUUUAACUGCUUUUUUUGUCAUCUAGUAGUACUAACUUUUGAUACUGUAUGUCACAUUUGAGGGACAACUUCAGUUAUUCCUGAAUUUGCUGUUUGCCCUUCUGUUAUCUAAAGGGGACGCAUUUUGUUCUCAGUUGCUGAAACUGUUUCCAGUGUUAAAUGACCAGUGUCAAGAGAUUCUCAUUUUUAAAGGUCUGUGCUAAUGAGAGUUCUGGCCUGUUGCUUCUGGCAUCUUAUCUAUAUUCUUCAUGGCCAGUGGUAAUACACUCCUGUAAGAUUCUGUGAGUUUAUCCUAGUCUCUUUGUGCCUUGCAGAGUUAUAUUCUAUCUUUCAGGCUUGCACAUUUAUUUUGUGCUAAAAUACUGAAGACUAAGGAGAUACUGGUGGAUGAUUAGUUUGUAGAUGCCACAGUACAUGUAAGUAGUGGGUUUACAGCUGGUUCAUAAACCUGUGUGCCAAAUAUUGUAUCAUGCAGUGUUCAGGAUUUGACUUGGUUUUGUACUUUGGAUUGUAACAAUCUGAUUGUGUCAAACAGUUACAAACAGGUUUUUAGAGUGUCUGCAAUGCAAUUGUAGCAAUCCACUGAAAUUCUCUGAACUUGGCUCUAACACAGUAAUUAAGGAAGUAGCUUCCCACCACCUCUAGUAGCUAUGGUGCACUUUACAAAAUAAAGGCAUUAAAAUAAAAACACACUUCAGUAUUGACACUUAUGUCUGCUUUGAUAUCCUGGAUUGGAAUUUUUCAGGUAGCAGUGGGAGAAAGGUUGUGAAGACAUUAGAAUCAGAGAAUGGUUUGGAUGACCUUAAAGAUCAUUCAGUUCCAACCUCCCUGCUGUGGGCCGGGACACCUUUCACUUGACCACAUUGCUCAAAGCCUCAUCGAGCCUGGCCUUGACCACUUCGUUGUUACUUUGGUGGCAGAGAAGGGAGGCUGGUAGAAGCAGGAAGUAUUUUUCCUGCAUUAGCAUGUUUGAAACACUUCUCUUGUGCAGGCUGGCUAACUGCUCCUCUCUUUACAAAAGACGUAGUGAAAGUCUUGGGAUUGUGUCGCACACCCUACUGUAGUAGACCAAACUGACUGUUAAACCUUAACCUGGCAGAGCAGAGCAAAAAUUUUUCUAAACUUCAUUCUGGAGCAUUUGAGAGAAGCAUGUGCUUAUCUGUGCUACAGCAGCCUAGCAAAAUGCUCAGUAUCGGCACUGGAAGAAACGUUGGCCCUGGGAGAAGGAGGGAUUUUGCAUUUGAGGGCCGAGUACCACUCUUGGGCACUGGAGAGGCCCUGCAGCCUGGGGUGUGGUUUGCAGCUUCGGCUUUGACUGUAAAUCAUGAACACUGUAAGAUGGUUAAAACUUACAUUACUGUGUCCAGUAUGUGUGAAUCACUAUGCUGAUUGAACUUCAAUAAUUUAGUGCUGGAUCCAGAAUAGCAAAGAUCUACAUCAAUAUAUACUGCUAUGGUAUUGACUUUACAGUGAGAUCUGAAACUCCAGAGGCUCUAUAGUUGUUGCUAGUCAGCUGCACUCUCAGGCACACACACUUUAAAUUGUAAUUUAUAUGCAUUAAAUAGGACUAAAUAUACUAGUUUCUUUUCCCUGAGGUAGCUCUUGCAAUUAAGAUUAACUGUUGUUUGGAUUAAUUCCUUUAACUGUGUUGAAAAAGUCUGGCUCAUAGAUUUAUUUAAAACUUCAUUAAUUCCCUGUAACCUCUUGUCCCUUUGCUACGAUGGAUGCAUAUAGCCAUUUUAAGUUCCAAGAGCUGCUUUCAGUGUUACUUGGAAACGGUUUAUAACAAAAAUGUUGAAUCUCUUGUCAUGAAACAUUUGGAAUCUGCAGCUAACCUCACAAUCUUCAGCUUAGCAUUUGAUCCAGAAAACUGCAGUAAAGUAGAAGUGCAAAAGUCUGUUGAAGGGUAAAACUGUGUCUUGCAUUAGUCUUGCAAAUUCUCCUUAAGAGUGAAAGGAUAAGUUAAAAAAGACAUUAAGCUAAAAUGCCUCUGUGUGUUUGCUUUCACUGUUGUUUCCUUUGUACGAGUACUGCAUUCUGAACCAUUCCUAAACAUGAAAGCAGUCCUGACUUAGUACACAAGGAUGCAUUUCUAAGGCCACAACAUUUGACAAAAAUUAGUGACUAAGGGGCAGAUCUCAACAAUUGUCCACUUUCCUCUCCCCUGAAUUCUAGUGCAGAGAUAGGGCAGUAGGUAUAUCCCAGAAUGCAGCCUUAGCCAGUACUUGUGCACAUUUGCAAACACAACCUUGAAGGGGAUAUAUGCAAGAGUCAUUGAUACUCUGCGGAAGCACACUUCUGUAACAGCAGAUGAAAAGCACGUAUGGCACAACUGUCAACGGGCGGCUGAAAGGCUCCACAUCCUCCUGCUCAGACUGAAGCUUCUGUGUCCUGCACCAGCUGUUCUUCUCCGGUGAUGGCAGGUGUGGUAGAUGAGCCUCUGGAGUGUUGAAACUGGUAGCACCUACCGCUUUUCUUCAUACCAAAGCACAGUUGUUAGUGGAUCCAGUCAAUUUGCUGUGUUUUUUUAACACACCAGUCUUGUUUACAGUGCCACGUAUAGCCUGACACUUCAACACAGCGAUGGAUUGUCUAGUAACCAAGUGCUUUUACUUGGGAUCCGUGAGCCUACGGUCAAGGUUACCAGUCACUGAAUAUUGCUGUGGCAAAAUAUGUAUUCUAGGUCAGCGGAGGCGUGGAACACAGACAUACUGACAAGGAAAGUGCCUUGAUGCUGGAUUGGAUGGAUAGUGAAUAUAAACAUGGUCAUAUUUUACUACGUAUUUAAAGUAUGUUUGAUUAAGCUACUGAUAAUUUGAAUGCCAGCUUUAAAGGGCUUGUGUACUCCGCCCAGCGGUUAAACUUGCAAAUUGCUCCAUAAGCUCUCUGUAUAUGGAAAUGUGUUUUAACACCAAUACACUAUCUUAAUUCUUUCGCAAGCUGCAUGUUUAUUGUCAUAUAAACUCUGCUUUCUACAAUUUACUUUAUGGUUGGUUUCAAAUGUUCUCCUUUGUUAUCCAGCUGAGCCUGGUUGUUGCUUUUGUCUGGUAUAUAAUAUAGGAAAAGAAAAGAAAACAAAAUUCCAUACUUGACUUGUGUGCUGGAGCUGGUGUUUUUGCAAGGCUGACUUAUGUGGUCACUACAGAGGAGUCUGGACCCCACCUGUGUGAUAGGUAAGAAGCAGAGAGACAUUCACAGAGAGAGAUAUGGUCACUAUAGAUCAGGACAAAAGGGUACCUUGUUGGGUGUACCAGGCAAGUCGAGCAGCCAGUGAAUGUUCCUUAGUCCUCCCUUUGUGACUGCUUCUGUAAAUGGGUGUUGGCAGUGACUGGAUGACCUUGGUAGUGUGACAAGUGAUGUGGCUCCUUUCCUGCUGCUGACCACAAGUGUGUAUGUUCUGU